Rana temporaria (common frog) is the source of this 2149-nucleotide messenger RNA. It is a transcript of the gene SGMS2, whose product is annotated as sphingomyelin synthase 2. The record is from RefSeq and is a predicted model, not a curated record. Gene Ontology annotation, molecular function: ceramide cholinephosphotransferase activity; sphingomyelin synthase activity. Gene Ontology annotation, cellular component: Golgi membrane; endoplasmic reticulum membrane. NCBI's taxonomy places the organism in Eukaryota, Metazoa, Chordata, Amphibia, Anura, Ranidae. The transcript has 6 exons. Gene Ontology annotation, biological process: sphingomyelin biosynthetic process; ceramide biosynthetic process. Bases 418 to 1515 code for a protein of 365 amino acids.
CACCUGGCCCUGUGUCCUGGGAUGGGCGAUGGAGGGCUCUGAGUCAGGGCUGGAGAAUGGAGUGGGAGGGAGAGGACAGUGAUGUCAGCCUGGGAGGAGGAGAGUCGGAGGAGGAGAUCGCAUCCCGACUCAAGGCACAAGGAGAAAAAAGGGGUCGGCCAGGGAUCAUGAGGACUUGUGUAUACACAGAGGCAGGACACAGUAUACACCGCGACACCCGGGACAGGAGCGCCACCCUGCUGCCAACCCCACACACCAGAGCCUCUGUCAGAUGAUGCCAUACAAAGCCUGAAAUCUAAGAGCAUCUCUAAUUCGGUGUGCUGUUUACUGACCUUAAACAACUACAAGUAUACAUUUAUUUAUGGAUAAUUUCUAUCACUAAAAAGGAAACUGUUGUCACAUAUUGCUGCUGCCCAAAUGGAUGCUAUUGAGACUACAACCAUUGAAGUACACUCAGAAGUUCCUCACAGUGAAACACAAAAUGGAUUUCCAAGAUCGGUUUCUUCAAACAGUGAAGAUGACAAAACUGUUAGGACAAAAGCCAAAGGUCUUCCCAACGGUUUGAGGAAAGGAACAAAGAAAUAUCAAGACUAUAUUCAGAUUGCAAUACCAGCAGACUCUAAAAACAAAUUUCCUCUAGAAUGGUGGAAAACAGGAAUUGCCUUUGUCUAUGCCCUUUUUAAUAUGGUUCUAACCACAGUCAUGAUCACAGUAGUUCAUGAAAGAGUCCCACCUAAGGAGGUGAACCCACCAUUGCCAGACAAGUUCUUUGACUAUAUUGAUCGAGUGACGUGGGCUUUUAAUGUAUCAGAGAUAAGUGGGAUGAUUCUGGUUGGAAUCUGGUUACUACAAUGGCUUUUCCUCAGAUAUAAAUCAAUCGUGGCGAGAAGGUAUUUUUUCAUCAUCGGGACUUUGUACCUAUAUAGAUGUAUAACAAUGUAUGUUACAACCCUACCUGUGCCUGGCAUGCACUUUCAGUGUGCUCCGAAACUCAGUGGAGAUUCUUACGGCAAAGCACAAAGAAUUCUGCGACUGUUAACCGGGGGUGGCCUAACUAUCACUGGAUCUCAUAUCUUAUGUGGAGACUUUCUUUACAGUGGACACACGGUCAUGCUGACCCUCACCUAUUUAUUUAUCAAAGAAUAUUCCCCUCGUCACUUUUGGUGGUAUCACUUAUUCUGCUGGCUGCUGAGUGCUGCAGGGGUCAUUUGUAUUUUAGUAGCUCACGAACAUUAUACCGUCGAUGUUAUUGUAGCUUACUACAUCACUACUAGACUCUUUUGGUGGUAUCAUGCAAUGGCUAAUGAUAAGGCAUUGAAGACUUCAUCCCCAACUAAUUUCCUUUCCCGGUCCUGGUGGUAUCCUGUGUUUUUCUUUUUUGAGAAGAAUGUCCAGGCUUCUAUUCCAUGUUCUUUCUCCUGGCCCAUCUCAUGGCCUCCCAGCUGCUUUAAGUCUUCCUGUAAAACAUAUGCAAGGGUUCAGAAGACUGGAGAGGACAAUGAGAAAUGCACCUGAAUCAUCAAGGAGAUAAAUAGUGACUCUUCAAAAGAGACAUUCUGUCUAACCAAAGGAAUAUUAUUUUUGUGAAAGAAGAUGCACCUGUAUAUAAAGUGGACCAAAUUUUCAGAUGUUGAUUACAACAGUUGUUAUAAACAGGAUAUGUCUGUAUCCAUGCACAUAGUACUAACAACAUAUUCUUUUUUUAUGGAAGUGUUUGUUAAGUCUCAAUUGGAUGACAAAAAGAUGUUCCCUCUGGAACAUGUGUUUUGUACCUUCUUUGGGGUAGUUUAUGUAAUCUUUUGUUAAGUUCAUUAACUCACUUACACAGAAUACCAGUAAUAUUCCACAAAUGUCCCUUACUUGGGUUAUUUGCCUUUGGUUCAGGAACCAAUGUAGAUAACAACAUAGAUAACAGUUAGAAGAUAUCCUGGCAAAUCACAAUUUUUCACCAUUGCUUUUCAGGUUGAGACAAACAAUUUCUUUGGCUUUAAACUCUGGAUUUCACUGAUCCAACUAGGUAAAGAUCAGACUUUGAAGAUGUGUACUGUCACUGCAUCCAGCAAUAAUCUGAUGCUGUACUAUUACCAAAGACAAAAAGUGUUUGGCCUCGUACACACGACUGAGUUUCUCGGCAAAAACCAGCAAGAAA